UGAAACGCGGGAAAUUAACAAUAUAUUUUGGAUGACAGAAUCCGCGGACGGAAAGCUGAGUCCGCUGAAGCCAAACGUGAUGACAGUGAAUUGCACCGUCGCGUUCAUGGCACAGUGCGUCUCCUGGAACAAAUGUCGGGCGUCCUGCCAGAGCAUGGGCGCCACGAGCUACAGGUGGUUCCACGACGGUUGUUGCGAAUGCGUAGGCAACACGUGCAUAAACUACGGGAUCAACGAGUCGAGAUGCACGCAAUGUCCGCUGGAGAAGGAGGGUGAGACGGACGAGUACAACGAUUACGGUCAGGACGAGGAGGGGCUGGGCGAGGACGGAAUGGAUUAGCUAUCAGUUUUAAUUUUUUU
Formica exsecta is the source of this 360-nucleotide messenger RNA. RefSeq names its product protein twisted gastrulation-like. NCBI's taxonomy places the organism in Eukaryota, Metazoa, Arthropoda, Insecta, Hymenoptera, Formicidae. Gene Ontology annotation, biological process: regulation of BMP signaling pathway. The record is from RefSeq and is a predicted model, not a curated record. The transcript has a single exon. Bases 32 to 340 code for a protein of 102 amino acids.